AUGGAGACGCACAUAAAGGUUGGAAGAGAGAGAGACAAAUACCCGCCCUGGUUCCCAAGCCAAACAUCCAAAACCAGUUCCACAAUUCAUCCAACUGUAGGUGAUGAUGUAACAUUUCCCCUCUCACAGGAAGCCCUGUGCAAGCCCUCACACCACAACCACCACCAGGCAGCUCACUUCAGCCUACGACCACAGCAAGGAGAGGUUUUCGGAAAGUUGAUCCAAGCUCCUUUAGGAGAUGACGUUCAGUUUCUGCUGUCAGAGGAGUGCCUGAAGGGACGGGGAAGACUGAAUCUGCGAAGGAAUGAUGCCAGUACGCAGCUGAUCGCCUCCCUGGAAAACGUCUGGAAACCCGGACCACAACAUCCAGACCGCGUGAAUCAAAGAGGGCUCUCUCUCAUCCUGGAAAACGCAGAUCUGAACGACGAAGGGCUGUACGAGUUUACAUGCAACGGCAAAGACUUGGAAGCGAUCAAGCUGGAAGUAUUUGUGCCCUCUGAAGUUGACGUAUCCGAAGGCGAGGAUGCCACACUCCCGUGCCGCUCCGUCACCGCGGGUCAGUCGGUGAAAUCUGCGCGCUGGAGGAGAAAUGGAAACGCGGUGCUUCAGCUGGAUGCUAAAACAGGGGGAAUCACAUACGGGGAAGACAUUGACACAAGCCGGGUGUCGAUACCAUCAGAGUGGGACCGACAAGCAGACCUGUCCCUCACCAUAAAGGGAGUCCAGCAACAAGAUGAAGGAGUUUAUUACUGUGACAUAGACAAGUGGGAGAGACACCGCUCUGCUGUCCGCCUGCGAGUCCGUCCCGAAGUCCCCACAGCAGCCGGUAGCACACCUCUGCCUACAACCACACCGACGCCAUCAGAGUCCUCUGAUAGGACAUGGAUCACAGUGAUCACAGUCCUUGUAACAGCAGCUGUAACAUCUGGGAUCGUUGGUCCUCUGGCUUUCCUCUUGGGCCGGAAACAGAGGAGAGAAACAAGAGAUGAGGAGACCGGAGACCAACUAAACGGGUGCCACACCACCAAUAAUGAUCAGUCAUCAGGAGAUCAGCACGUCUCUACAAAUGGCUCUGCAAGGUCACCUGAUACUCCAGAGGAAACUAACCUACUAGGGCAAAAAAACCAAACAAAACAGCUCACAGAAAAGAAAGAGUUAGCCAGCGGAUCUGUGGCUGUGCUCAACUUGACGAAAGAGGAAGUCCCUCAGAUUGUCUUCCACGAGCCUCUGCACAUGUGGAAUCUGUUCUGA
Oreochromis niloticus (Nile tilapia) is the source of this 1251-nucleotide messenger RNA. RefSeq lists its product as uncharacterized. NCBI's taxonomy places the organism in Eukaryota, Metazoa, Chordata, Actinopteri, Cichliformes, Cichlidae. Gene Ontology annotation, cellular component: membrane. The record is from RefSeq and is a predicted model, not a curated record. Bases 1 to 1251 code for a protein of 416 amino acids. The transcript has 5 exons.